AUGCAAAAAUUACAUCGCCUACGGGAAGGCGUUUCCACAAGCACAAACAGCCAGUCGUGGUCCAACAACGCAAAACUCCUGUGGGAAUUACUCGUCUAUGACCGGGCCAGCAGCUCCCAAUCUUCUAAUGAUUUCUUUGGAGCAACACUAUCCGACCCUAACGCCAGACAUACAGCCUCUAGAUUCAUGACUCCGGAUCCAGACUUUCCUCUCGUUGGGUCGGCAGGGAUAUCUGGCCACAAGACAGUGGCCAAAGAAGUCGUUGCGUAUCCGCCGGAGUCUGUUUCAACUCCACCAGCCUCUUUUACAUCCGGACCGGAUAUGCAUCAGGUUCCAUCUGCGGAGCCUUUCGGUUUGAUAAAAACACCAGCGGAAGGGAUGCUGAAUGAUAAUCUGUUUCUGGCACCGGAGAGCUAUGGAAGGGCAAUUGAGGAUUGGUGGAAUUUUACUUCUUCAUAG
Messenger RNA from Aspergillus oryzae RIB40, 459 nucleotides. RefSeq lists its product as uncharacterized. Bases 1 to 459 code for a protein of 152 amino acids. The transcript has a single exon. The record is from RefSeq and is a predicted model, not a curated record. Lineage: Eukaryota; Fungi; Ascomycota; Eurotiomycetes; Eurotiales; Aspergillaceae.